Chenopodium quinoa (quinoa) is the source of this 1755-nucleotide messenger RNA. Its product is annotated as protein FAR-RED IMPAIRED RESPONSE 1-like. Gene Ontology annotation, molecular function: zinc ion binding. The transcript is spliced from 4 exons. The coding region runs from base 1 to 1755 and encodes 584 amino acids. Gene Ontology annotation, biological process: regulation of DNA-templated transcription. The record is from RefSeq and is a predicted model, not a curated record. NCBI's taxonomy places the organism in Eukaryota, Viridiplantae, Streptophyta, Magnoliopsida, Caryophyllales, Amaranthaceae.
AUGAAGAAUUAUACUUCAAAGGUGAAGAAGAAGUUAAUGGACUAUUAUGAAGGAGUUCCUGUAACACAAAUCCAUGGCUGUAUGGGUACUAAAAUGGUUGAUGUUGAUAAUUUUCCAACAGUUAAAGACCUUCAGCACGAGGUUUACAAGGAAAGACGUUUGAAAAUGGAAGGUGGUGAUGCCGCUGCCAUGAUGGCGUACUUUGAUCGGAUGCAAGCAGAUAAUCAAAAUUUUUUUAAUGCUCAUCAAUUAGAUGAGGAAGGCCGUUUGAAGGAUGUUCUUUGGGUUGAUUCUAGGAGCCGGGUAGCUUACGAGGAGUUUGGGGAUGUUUGGUUAGCUUGUAUGGGCAAACCCCCGGGUGCUAUAUUGACAGACCAAGCAACCGCUAUGAGGAAGCCCUUGGAAGUUGUGAUGUCCUCUUCUCGCCAUCGGUGGUGUAUUUGGCACAUCAUGAGGAAAAUUCCAGAGAAGUUGGGCAAGUGUAAAGACUAUGCUUAUUUUAAGAGCCCAUUAAAGACUCUCAUAUAUGAGAGCUUUACCUGCGAGGAAUUCGAGGCCCGAUGGCAUGCAUUAAUUGUGAAGUAUCAUCUACAAGGUAAUGACUGGUUGUGUGAUCUGUUUGAGGAAAGGCAUAUGUGGAUUCCGGCUUUUAUGAAGGAGUAUUUUUGGGCUGGAAUGAAGACAACGCAACGUGUGGAGAGCAUAAAUAGAUUUUUCGAUGGCUUUGUUAACAGAACUACGCAACUACAUGAAUUUCUUGAGAAAUAUACUCGGGCGAUGUGGAAGCGUGUAAAAGCGGAAUUGGAUGCUGAUGCAAGAUGUGGCGAAUACCUUAGGAGGCUUGUUAAUGGUUUUAAACUAGAGAAAUUUUUCCAGGAAAUAUACACUGAUGCUAAGUUUGAGGAAGUACAGAAGGAGUGUGCUAGGAUGGGGUAUUGUAACACCAAUGAGAGGCGAGAUAUUGGGAACAAUAAGACGGAGUAUGAACUAGAGGACCGGGUUUGGAUUAUACCAGAAGGCAAGAGUGAGGACGUUAUUACUGACAGGAAGCGUAUAAUCCGUGUGAUAUUUGAUCAUGAGAGUAAGGAGGUCUGUUGUGAUUGCCGCAAAUUCGAGACAUUUGGUAUAUUGUGCAAGCAUGUUAUACGUGUUUUUGACUUGAAUGGUGUUGUUGAUAUUCCCAAUAAAUACGUGCUUGAUAGGUGGAGGAAAGAUAUACCUCGAAAGCAUACCCGAGUUAAAGUUGCCUACCAUGAUCCAGGUGACCAACCACAUGUGCAGCAGCACCGUAAACUGAUGAGGGAGUUCGAAGAUAUUUGUGACGAGGUUUGUGCAGUAGACGAUGCUGACACUAUUGAGAUGGUCAUGGGAAGUCUGAACCAGCUGCGUUUGAAUGUUAAAGAGAGUAGGAAAACCUUCCUUGAAAAGCAAGUAGCACUCCCAUCCUUACCUCCCUCAGAAAAAGGAUCAAACCAGGUGGGAACCCAAGCCCAGACACCAUCAUCGGGUGUACAAAUCAAGGAUCCUAUCACACGCAAGAAGCCUCGUGGCAGGCCUAAAGGGUCAAGGUACAAGAGUUCACAGGAGACCAGAUACAAGACUAAGAAACAAUCUGCCAAUAACCAGAAAACUAAUCUGGUGGUAGAGGGUAAAAGAAAAAGAUCAACACGUCAGCUUAGCGAUGUGUAUGAGGAUUGUGUAGAUCCUGACUGGAUUGAAGAACACAGUGAGUCAGACAACUCGUACGACAACUGA